Saccharomyces cerevisiae S288C is the source of this 954-nucleotide messenger RNA. It is a transcript of the gene RTA1, whose product is annotated as Rta1p. Gene Ontology annotation, cellular component: membrane. NCBI's taxonomy places the organism in Eukaryota, Fungi, Ascomycota, Saccharomycetes, Saccharomycetales, Saccharomycetaceae. Bases 1 to 954 code for a protein of 317 amino acids. The transcript has a single exon. The record is from RefSeq and is marked reviewed.
AUGGCAAAAGACGGCUUCGAGUUAUAUAGAUACACUCCGGAAUUAGGUGCGAGUAUACUUUUUACGGUACUUUUUGCAGUAUCAGGGGUAGCAUUUGUAAUUUUACUAUUCCAUUAUUCUGUGAAAAGUAAAAGGAGAGUUGGCUCUCUUAUGAAGUCCCAACCCGUAUUGCGGUAUUACGGUACGGUAAACUUAGCAGGAGCGUACAUUCCCUUUAUAUUUGGGUGUUUUGUUGAGUGUGUGGGCUUUGCGUUUAGAUGUAAAUCAAGCAAAGACACCACACUACUAAACCCCUAUAUUAUUCAAACGGUUUUCUUGCUGGUGUCUCCAACAUUAUAUGCUGCCAGUAUUUACAUGAUUUUUGGUAGAAUGGCUACUCUGCUGUUCGCAGAAAACUUAAUGAUCAUGCCCGCUAGAUUCAAUACUACAAUAUUUGUGAUUGGCGAUGUAGGCAGUCUUCUAUUACAAGCAAUUGGUGGUGCUAUGAUGUCUAAAGUGACAAGUGCAUCUUCUGGUUCUCAUCUCGUUACAGCUGGUUUGUUCAUUCAAAUUGCUUUUUUUGGUCUCUUCAUUAUAAAUGAGGUUUUGUUCAUUUUCAAGAUGAGCAAAAAACCAACCAAUGUAUCGGUAAGGUAUGGUAGUUGGAAAUACCUAAACAUUGCUUUAUUGGUGAACAGUUUCCUGAUUUUAAUUAGGUCGAUCGUCAGAGCUGUUGAAUUUAUUCAGGGUUAUGACGGAGAAAUUGCCUCGCACGAGUGGUAUCUUUAUAUUUUUGAUGGUUUACCAAUGUUUUUACUCGUAUUAAUUUUUAUUGUGGCGUUCCCACUAAUUAACAUUUUUAGAAUACAUGAAGAGUCUAUUCAAGCGCAACAAUCAGCAAGAUUUGACGGCACCGACUAUCCUGACGUUGAGGUGACGUCUAUCGAAGAAGAUCUCGCUUCAAAGAGCGAAUAA